AUGUCAUUAACCCUGGAAGAGCCCCCCGAUGGGGGCUGGGGCUGGCUGAUAGUCCUGUCUGGCUUCCUAGCGAAUUCCCUCACCUACGGGGUCUUGCGGUCCCUCGGCAUCCUCUUCGAAGACCUCGUGGAAGCCUUUGAUGCGAGUGCUGCCCAGAUCUCCUGGGUGACGGCCAUUGCCUUGGCGACGGAGCAGUUUGCCAGUCCGAUUGGCACGGCUGCCAGCAAGCGCUACGGAUCCCGGCCGGUGGUGAUGGCUGGCGGCUUCCUCUCCUCUCUGGGCAUUCUCUGGGCCUCCUUUAGCACCAGCUUACUCCAGUUAUACCUCACCUUGGGGUUUCUGACCGGUUUCGGCUGGGCCUUGGCCUUUGCCCCGGUGAUGGGCACCCUCUCCCGCUACUUCUCCUCCCGGCGCUCCGUGGCCAUGGGCCUGGCUCUGAUGGGCAACGGGCUCUCCUCCUUCGCCCUUUCACCGCUCCUGCGGCUCCUGGCCGAGUCCCUUGCCUGGCGGGGGGCCUUGCUGGUGACGUCCGCCUUGGUCCUCCACCUGGUGGUCUGCGGGGCCCUCCUCCGCCCCCUGGUCCUGCGGGGCGACCGGCUGGAGUCGGGGUCCUUGUUUGACUGGGCGCUGUUCACCCAGCGAGGGUUCGGGGCCUUCUCUUUCGGCACGGCCCUGCUGGCGGCCGGCUACUUUACCCCUUAUGUGCACCUGGAGCCGUAUGGGCGGGCCCUGGGCCUGGACCCCUACAAAGCAGCCACCCUGGUGUCCGUCCUGGUCCCAGGCUUCCUGCGAGAUGUAACAGGCAACUUCACGGUCUCAUUCCUGGCGGGCGGGACCUUUGUCCUCUCCGCCAGCCUCAUCUUCCUGGCCCUUCCAUCAUUUUUUGCUGGCUGCAGGGCCUGUGGUGGCGAAGUUGCGACCCCCAGGGCCCGAGGAGAACCCAACGUCCUGCUGGCGCCUCCUUCGGCGUCCGUUCCUCCCACCACCAGCAAAAGUUCCGAGAUAUGA
Gekko japonicus is the source of this 1008-nucleotide messenger RNA. RefSeq names its product monocarboxylate transporter 11-like. The transcript has 4 exons. Gene Ontology annotation, biological process: monocarboxylic acid transport; transmembrane transport. Gene Ontology annotation, molecular function: monocarboxylic acid transmembrane transporter activity. The record is from RefSeq and is a predicted model, not a curated record. NCBI's taxonomy places the organism in Eukaryota, Metazoa, Chordata, Lepidosauria, Squamata, Gekkonidae. The coding region runs from base 1 to 1008 and encodes 335 amino acids.